AUGUCUAAAGUCAUUUCUCUGAUUGAGGUGGCAAAGCACAGCAAGGAAGAGGACCUCUGGCUUAUCAUAAACAAGAAAGUAUAUGAUGUCACAAAGUUCGUCGACGCCCACCCUGGUGGUGUUGAUACUCUAACUGCAGCAGCAGGAAGAGAUGCCACUGAUGACUUCAAUUCUGUCGGUCACAGUGACUCAGCAAAGGAAGAAUUGAAGAAGUAUUACAUUGGCGAGUUAGAUCCAAACGAUUUUGCAGCUCUCAAGCAACCUGUACAUGGCUCCAAGAGCAGUUUUUCAGGACUUGCAAUUGUAUUUGUACUCAUCGCCAUUGUUAUCUAUCUCAUCUUCUCUCCAUAA
This is a messenger RNA of Trypanosoma theileri, 351 nucleotides long. RefSeq names its product cytochrome b5-like. The record is from RefSeq and is a predicted model, not a curated record. Gene Ontology annotation, molecular function: heme binding. Bases 1 to 351 code for a protein of 116 amino acids. The transcript has a single exon. Gene Ontology annotation, cellular component: intracellular membrane-bounded organelle; membrane. NCBI's taxonomy places the organism in Eukaryota, Euglenozoa, Kinetoplastea, Trypanosomatida, Trypanosomatidae.